This is a messenger RNA of Penicillium manginii, 432 nucleotides long. RefSeq names its product putative histone h1.3. The record is from RefSeq and is a predicted model, not a curated record. Lineage: Eukaryota; Fungi; Ascomycota; Eurotiomycetes; Eurotiales; Aspergillaceae. The transcript is spliced from 2 exons. The coding region runs from base 1 to 432 and encodes 143 amino acids.
AUGGCUGACAACGGUGACACCCCGAAGAAGACCCCUCGGAAGCGCGCCAAGAAGGAUUCUACCCUCACCCCUGCCAAAAUGGCGGACUCUUCAAUGGAGAGUCCUACAAAGCGAUCCAAGAUCGCUCCAACUCCCCUACUUCCCCAGGGACUCGACUUGAGCGACGCCGAUAUGAAGGUGCUCAUUCUCGCGCUGUCAUGCAGUGAAGCAUUGAAGCCCGAUUACGACCUUCUCGCCCAGCGCGGUGGAUACACCAAAGCUUCCGCCAAAGUCAUUUUCGGCAAGGCGAAGCGAAAGCUGGCUGCUCACUUCGCAAAGGAGGAAAACGGCCAGAAUCUCGAAAGCGCAGGUCUCGCGCACCCUGAAGUCGCGGAGAAUACGGGUACUGUCCACCCUAAAGAGGCUCAGUACCCGCUCGACCAAGAAGUCUAA